AAAUGCUUCUGGAAAAAGGAAGUUUCGUUAAGGAAGAAUCAGAAUCCUAACCAACAAACCAAUACGGUGUCGUUCGAAGCCUCUAAAAAAGAAACCUGCUAUUUAUGACCAACCUCUCCAUCCAUAACCUUAACCUCAUGUUCGUUUCGUUGUUGGUUUUUUUCGUCUCUGCACUUUUUUUGUUUAUCCAUCCUUUAUAUAUAUACUUCAGUUUCUUUUGAUUUGCUCAAUAGAAGGAAAAAAAAAAAAAAGGGGGAGAGAGAGAGGUGAGAGAAGAGAUGGGGUUCAUUGUCGAAGGAGAUGAGAGUGGCGACGUCGUUCUGGAGCCGCCACCUAAUUUUUCGAUGGUGGAAGAAGGCAUUUUCAGAUCUGGUUUCCCUCGACCCUGCAAUUUCGCCUUCUUACAAACCCUAAAUCUUCGAUCCAUCAUAUACUUGUGCCCAGAGCCUUAUCCUGAGGAAAAUUUGGAGUUCCUUCGAUCGCAUAAUAUCCGGCUUUUCCAGUUCGGGAUCGAGGGGAAAACGGAGCCUUCUCUUGCUUCACUCAAGGAUGCCAUUAGAGGGGCUCUCAAGAUCUUAAUUGAUGUGAGAAAUCAUCCUGUUUUGAUCCAUUGCAAACGUGGAAAGGUAGUCCAAAUUCAGCUAUUAAAUGUUAGCUUUGCUUGUGGAACUGAAUUAAUAAAGCAUCGCACGGGUUGCCUUGUUGGUUGCUUGAGGAAAUUGCAGAAUUGGUGCUUGUCAUCAGUGUUUGAGGAGUACCAACAUUUUGCAGGCAUGAAAUCCAGGAGUGCUGAUUUGAGAUUUAUAGAAACAUUUGACAUCGUAUGCCUCAGGCAGUGUCUUCACAGCAUCAUAUAUCAGUACCAAGGAUAUGGUUCGAAAAAGAGGCGGUUGCUUUACGGUGAAGAGUGUACAGAAACCCCAAAUAACUUCGAUAUGAAUGAAGAAUCGGCACAUAACAUUAACGGAAGGAAUUCACAAUUCUCUUUAAUGGUUUGAGAAAGUUUUUUUUUUUUCUCUCUUAAAAUGAAGUUUUGCAAUUGCCUUAUAUCUAUAUAUAAAAAAAAAAACCAUUGUGAAAUGAUACCUUAGUUAUCUUGGAGUACAACAUUUUCCCUUUGGGAUAGUAGCUUCUAUUUUAUUGUACAUAGGAGGAGAAGCAAUUCUGCAAAUCUUGAUUUAGGUUCUGUACAGCUAUUACUCUAGCAUAAGAUCAAGUUUUGCAUUAAUUGAAAUUAUUCACCCAAAGAAACAUCAAAGAAGAUAUUGCUCUCUCUCUCUCAAAUGUCAGUCUGACGAUGGUGUAUUUUGCAAUAUAAUUACAACCAGUUACUGUUAAAUUA
Gossypium arboreum is the source of this 1342-nucleotide messenger RNA. RefSeq names its product tyrosine-protein phosphatase DSP3. The transcript is spliced from 5 exons. Gene Ontology annotation, cellular component: cytoplasm. The coding region runs from base 279 to 998 and encodes 239 amino acids. The record is from RefSeq and is a predicted model, not a curated record. Gene Ontology annotation, molecular function: phosphatase activity. Gene Ontology annotation, biological process: protein dephosphorylation. NCBI's taxonomy places the organism in Eukaryota, Viridiplantae, Streptophyta, Magnoliopsida, Malvales, Malvaceae.